GCGCGUGUGGUACGUAGCCAUCUUGUAUACAGCAGAGGAAGAGGAGCCGUUAGCUCGUGAUUUGUACUGACAGCAGACAGACUGACAAACCAUCAUUCUACUCUUAACAGACUGUUUUACCGCCAGAAACGGAUAGUAAACGUGUGCUAUCAUGUGUCAAGAUGUAUAACCAGUGUGUUUCAUGGAGGACAUGUGCUUUUGAAGACUGGAGAGUGUUGAAAACUGAAGGCGCCUCAGAGUCGAGUGAGUCCAGCGACUGGAGAGUUUCAUUCGCGAGAGCGGCCUGAGGGAAACUCUCACAACCGGACAUGGCCUUCAUUUAGGCCACGGAUAAUACUGAUACGGGUUUGGAAAGAUUAAACACAGCUGGAAUAAAGCUGUCAUUGUGUUUGGAGCUUUAUGAGUUUCAACUGAAAGGAUUAAAAGUACUAAAAAUGCCGCGAUGAGGACGUACGCGCACUGACGGAGCUCGGAGGGAAGCUUGAGUUAGCUUGACGCUAACUGAACAUUAUAUGAUAUAUUUUCAUAUAAAUCGUGUUAUUACGUUUAAAUUGAACGUGUACGCUUCAAUCUGACGUGUCGAAAUCAGAGCGACACACUUAAAGCGAUCAAAAUGUCUAAAAUGCCGUCGAAAAAGAAGAGCUGCUUCCAGAUCACGAGCGUAACGCAGGCGCAGGUGGCGGCAAACAGCAUCACGGAUGACACCGAGAGUUUGGACGACCCGGACGAGUCAAGAACUGAGGACAUGUCUUCCUCUGAGAUAUAUGACAUGUCCAAAGGUGGGGAUUUCGAGCCUGAGGCGUGUGACGUCAGUUUGUCGGACGAACCCCUACAUAACGAAGCUGAAACAGCUGGCGCGAGCUCCCAAGAUGGUCCCAUAACGACGGUACCUGGUUCUCGUAAUACAAGUGCUGUUCAUAUAAACCCAAAUGUUCGUGCAGUCAGUGGGGCAGCUGGCCAAAUGAGUUCUGCCUCCAUAUCUUCCCAGACUUCACCUUUAGUUGCAUCUAACACCCCAUCCAGCACGUCACAGGCAUCAUCAGUUAGCAGUUCUGCCACAGUAAGUAGUUGCAGUUCCCGAUUCAGGGUCAUCAAAUUAGAUCAUGGUACAGGUGAACCCUUUAAAAGAGGUAGGUGGACUUGCACUGAAUUUUAUGAACGAGAUACGGAUGUUUCCUCGUCUGGUCGGACUGCGGAUAAUAUUAAACACGCUGGCACCACGGACCACAGCGCGGACAGGGAUGGACUAGGAGUCGCAGGAGGUUCGGUGGCUGCACAUAUUUCGCUUUCAACACUUGCAGCAGAACCACAUACUGAUAGCGGUUAUGUAUCUGCACCAUCAAACCCUCCUGUGGACCUUCAGAAGCAAACUUUUGGCAUUUUGCAGCAGGGAUUAGGGCUUGUAGCCCAGAACCUUUUCGGUGAUGCCCAUGCUCAACAUGUCAAAUCUCCCAGCAUGCCUUCUACAGCUCAGCCACAGCCAUUUUACCCAGGUAAACAGGCACAGAAACCUGGCCAGAUACUUCAGACUGUUGUUCCAUCUAAUCAGGCUGACUAUAGAUUGCAGCAUCAACCUCCUGGUUCACCAGCCCAGACUGUCUCAAUGACUUCUCUUCCGCUUGUGACCCCACUGACCCAGGGCCCGUCACCUGUCAUGACUCCAGCAGCAGGAAGCACUCAUGUGCUUGGAUUAGUUCCUCAGCCUGUGGAUGGCAGAGGGCUUCCCAUCAGCCAGCCAGAACAUGUUCAGGGGCUUUUACAGCAGUCCAACAUCAACGCUGCUCUAGGGACUGUGUCAGCCACAGCUGUUGCUUCACAGGCACCAGUGCCGCUCAUUCAGCCAGCAGUAACUGUGUCUGUCAGCCCCCAUGCUGUGGUCCCUGGUGUGCAAAAUGUGCCUGUUGUUAUGUCCAGUGCCUCUAAUACCCCCCAGAGCAUGCCAAAACAGACUCCGGUCCCUGUUGUACCGCCCCAACAGAACCAGCCUCAGGUAGUCCACAGCGGUUCAGUAGUAGGACUGGGUGCUCAGACUACCCCCAAUAUCUUUAGCCAGCUUCCCACUGGCAUUGCCCAGGCCGAUGAAAACCAGAGGAAGUCUGAUAUGCUGCUCCAGAGUUCUGUUCUAAUAGGAAAAGAUGCCAUCAAACCCCUGAAUCCUGAGGGCUUGCAGCUUCCCACACCUGCUGUCAACAGCCUGUUUGGAAUAGCUAUUCCCAUUGAUGGGGAUGAGGACAGGAACCCCUCCACAGCUUUCUAUCAAGCCUUUCCAAACGGCAGGUCAAAGGGCAUCAGUGAUGGUGCCUCUGGCGCCAGUGUCGUGGCCAUUGAUAAUAAAAUAGAGCAAGCUAUGGAUCUUGUGAAAAGCCAUUUAAUGUACGCUGUGCGCGAGGAAGUGGAGGUCUUGAAAGAGCAGAUCAAGGAGCUCUAUGAGAGGAACUCUGUUCUGGAGAGGGAAAACGCAGUAUUAAAAUCCCUGGCCAACACUGAGCAGUUGACUCAGCUCACCUCUCAGAUCAACAUCCCCGGAAGCACUUCUCCCCAACAGACGCCAGCGAACGCAAUCCUACAGGAAGGGAGCGAACUCGUGGCCUUGCCCCCACAACCCAACGUGUCCACAGCUUGAAGACCUUUCGACGUGGGAUUCUGUAGACUUGCAUAAAAACAAAACAAAUCUGCAAAGGAGAUUUUCGUUUCCAGUCUUGUUUGCCACUUGCGGAGAGCCAUGCUUUGAUUAUCCGUGCUGCUUGGCUUUCCCAGUAUUAGACAAUCAUUUUUGGGAGAAGCAAACUUCGUUGGAGGGUAACUACCAUGGAAAACUGGGAUAUUGGUGUUUUCCAGAGCCGACAUACAUGAUUAAGUCCUUUUGUCUGUUUAGUUUUACUGUUUGCAUAUAUUUAUUAGAGGGCUGCUAUUUUCAUAAUGUAAAUGAACAAUGUAACAGAGGUCUAUUAUAUAUAGAAACUUUCUUUGGGUUUCUGAAAUGUAAAAUAAGUUUUAGGCAAUAAUGUCCCCAUGGCACAGUUCCAACACUAAAGGUGAUUCAACAACGUUGCUGAUGCACAGUCCUGUAUAGUUGAGUUGGUUUGGGGUUGAAUGUACAUGUGUAUAGAUUGUAAAGUAUUAUAAGUAUAGCCAGUUGUACAGGUGAGCACCAGUUAUCAAGUAUUUUUGUUUUGAAUUUUAUUAAGUAUACUUGCUAUACUUUCCCUAAGUACUUAAAUUGUUUUGGUUUUCAAUUCUGACGCGUUCUUUAUUUUAAAAUCUGGGAUGGGGGAAGAAGCUGUGAAUUUGAUUAUACAACAUAUUUUGUAACCAAAGAAGAAAAGCUGUGUACAUUUGUUUUGUAUCGCACAUUUUCUUGCUCGCUCGCUCGCGUUUUUAAUUUUACUUUGUCACAUCAAACAAUCCUUUGUUGCUGAUUAGCAUGUUCUGCACGAUCUAUCAGACCAUUUUCUUACCUCAUGUUUUUUUAUUCAAUAUAAUAACUUAAGCAGUCUGUGAACGAUGUUUGGUCUCUUGGAGGAAAAUUCCCUGUAAUGCGCAAACAAAAAAUGAGCCAUCUGUUUUCAUUUGCAUGGUGUUGUAAAACUUGAUAUACAGAUAAAUGUUUAUUACAUUGCAGAAAAUGUACAAAAUAAAUUACAAAUUAUAUUCCCAGGUGUAGUUUACACUGAUUACUAUUCUUUCAAAGAAUGAUAAAAUUGUCAUCAUAAAAAAUAAAAGCCGCAAAAGUGUUUGCAGUUCACAGAAGUCAUUUAAUGUCAUUUACGUAUAAGGCAUGUCCUGUUUGUGCCUCCUGCACUAUGGAUAUAGUGAUCUAGUUUAUUUUAUUUUUUGCCCAGUUUGAGCCAAACAGAAAUAUUGUACAAUUAAUGUACAUCGGUCUGAACUUUUUAGGUUUGCUUGUUUUUCUUUUUCUUUUCUUUUUUUUGUUGAAGGAAAUGUAGUAUACAAGCAAAAUGUAUUGUACUUGAUCACUGAGCCUUUGAUAAUAUCUUAAAAAUACCCUUGUAAUGUGCUGUUUUGAAACGUUUAGUUUUCUGUCAGAAAUAAAUUACUGUUCCAUUGAGAACUAGACCAUUUUAAA
This is a messenger RNA of Megalobrama amblycephala (Wuchang bream), 4087 nucleotides long. It is a transcript of the gene tsc22d2, whose product is annotated as TSC22 domain family 2. The coding region runs from base 614 to 2623 and encodes 669 amino acids. The record is from RefSeq and is a predicted model, not a curated record. The transcript has 4 exons. Gene Ontology annotation, biological process: regulation of transcription by RNA polymerase II. Lineage: Eukaryota; Metazoa; Chordata; Actinopteri; Cypriniformes; Xenocyprididae.